Messenger RNA from Lodderomyces margitis, 1680 nucleotides. It is a transcript of the gene JIP5, whose product is annotated as Jip5p. The transcript has a single exon. The coding region runs from base 1 to 1680 and encodes 559 amino acids. The record is from RefSeq and is a predicted model, not a curated record. Lineage: Eukaryota; Fungi; Ascomycota; Pichiomycetes; Serinales; Debaryomycetaceae. Gene Ontology annotation, cellular component: nucleolus. Gene Ontology annotation, molecular function: protein binding. Gene Ontology annotation, biological process: positive regulation of transcription by RNA polymerase I; rRNA processing.
AUGGGCAAAAAGAAGUCAAAUUCAACGAGUGCAGCUCAAGUUUUGGAAUCCUCGGUAGCACCAAUUCUUGAAAUCAAUCUCAAGGAUCCGUUGUUCACGGUUGCAGCUCACCCAACUAGACCUAUAAUCAUUACCGGGUUGGCAACAGGAGAGUUAUGCUGUAACAUUUACGAUGCAUCCAAGCUAGAAGAGCUUCUGGAAAUUCGAAGGCAGGAAGUGGCUGAACUUGAUAAGCGUGCCUAUGCAGAGGGUAAGGUGCCUCAUGUGACAAAGUCGGUAUCGCAACUGAAGAAUAAAUGGUGGACAACCAUAGGAGAUAAAACCGACAUUUCAAAAACCGGGGCAGAGGUCAAGUCUAACUUGGAUAGCGAAUUCACUAUUAAUUGGGAUACAAAGAGACAUAAGGGGUCAUGCCGCCAUGCCAUCUUUGAUCCAAGGAGUGACUCAUUGGGUGAAUUUUUAUAUUCUUGUGGAACAGACAACGUCAUCAAAAAAGCGGCCACCGAACUGGGUAAAGUUGUAAGUAAAGUGAAUGUUGCCUCCAAUUAUACCAAUCCCAACGAUAAGCUCACCAAGCUAUGCCAUUCUACGACGCAUCCAUUUUUAUUAUCGGGUACUGAAGAUGGACAUGUGUUGGUAUAUGAUUCUUCAAAUCUAUCCACAAAUAAGCUUAAAUUUAAAGUCAAUCAAGUCCACGACGACUCCAUCAAUCAUAUUUUGACGAUGCCACAAUCCCCGUACCACUACCUCACACUCGGAUCGACUACCUUGUCCCACAUUGAUAUCAGAAAAGGCAUUAUCACACAGUCGGAUGACCAAGAAGACGAAUUGUUGGCAAUGUCAUACACAACUGAUGAAUUGAGCGAAGGCAAAGGGGACACCGUCUUGGUCAGCCAUGGAGAAGGAAUUGUCACCAUUUGGAAAAACUCAAAAAAUAAACUUAUGGAUCAGUUGUCACGAAUAAAAGUCAACAAAACAGCGUCCAUAGAUACAAUUGUACCUUCGAUGAAUAACGAUUCGGAAGAUAUGGCACAUUCUGUUUGGUGUGGAGACAGUGAAGGGUUGCUUCAUCGUAUUAAUUAUAAAAAGGGUAAAGUUGUUGAAACACGUGUACACUCUAGCACCAACGGCAAAUAUGCGCCUGUUGAUGAAGUAGGGAUUUUGGACAUUGAUUACGAUUAUCGAUUAAUUAGUGCUGGGAUGGACACUUUGAAAAUUUGGUCGAAUAAAGAAGUUGAAGAUGAUGGAACUGAGGAGGAAGAAGAUAGCAUUGAUGAAAGUGGAGAUAGUAGUGAUGAUGAACUUGGAGCCUCCAUGAGCGACGCUUCUUCUCUGAACGAGGUUUCGGACUUUAACUCGGAUGAUGAGAGUGAAAUUGAAGGCGAAGAGGUUGACAACGAACAAGAUGAACAAGCCGUGAGUCAAAGCGACGAUGAUGAUUCACAAGCUCAAAGCGUUCCCCCGGCGUAUAAACGUAAGAGAAGAGAUUUUUCUGAAGUUAUAACCAAACCUAAAAAGAAAGCUGUUGAUAUCAAUAAGCUCACCAAACAGGGUGGCGAAGAGAAUGAUGCAGAACCCACACUGAAGAAACAGAAAAUAAAAGAAAAAAAACUUACCACCAAGCAACUAAGAAAUAUGCAAAAACACGAACAUGGAAUUAGAAGAUUUGAAGGUUUAUAG